Aspergillus uvarum CBS 121591 is the source of this 669-nucleotide messenger RNA. RefSeq lists its product as uncharacterized. The record is from RefSeq and is a predicted model, not a curated record. Lineage: Eukaryota; Fungi; Ascomycota; Eurotiomycetes; Eurotiales; Aspergillaceae. The transcript is spliced from 4 exons. Bases 1 to 669 code for a protein of 222 amino acids.
AUGUCGGAGACUGCCACAGGCAAGUUCACCGCAAAGAUGCAAGUGUCAAGGAUGAAAGGACUGAACGCUCCAGCGCGGGAUGAGAGAAGGAAAGGAAGAGAAGAUGCCCAGCCCUGGUGGUACAGGGGGGAUUAUAUAGCAUUGUCAUGGUUCAAAAUUGCAAGCGCCAUGAUUCAGGCGACAGGUAACAAUCAGGGAUCGGAUUCAAAGACAUGCAUUGAUGUGCAGUGUAGCAGAGCAGAAAGUGUGGAGAAGAGGAGAAUAGAAAAGUAUACUCCAGAUGAAACGGUGACUGCUCAGGGCGGAACUUGUCGCACCAUCAGCCCGGCGCUUCGGAUCAUUGGCCGUGGAAGGAUCGAUUGGCGCCGGCCCACUGCCAAUCAUCGCCUGCAGUUUGGAAGUUUUGUCGCUCUCGAAUUCAGAACUACCCGAAUCUGUGUUGAACUGUCGCAAAAGUCCACUCUGUCCGCCCAAUCACCACCAUGGAUUGACAUUUCCUCCUCAUCCAAACUCCUCAUCGCCUCGCGACUUACAAGUCACAUCUCUCCCCGACUGGGUCAACUGAACACAAACCCUGCGUCACAGACCCUUACUUCCACCUCGAAAUCUCCGCUCGACGUGGGUCAUGUAGCCACUGAUGGUCAAGUAUCCGAUUCUGAGUUGCAAUGA